UGGACAUUGAAAGACAAGAUAUUUCAAAGUGGAAAUGGGUUUACGUGAAGUUGCAGAUAGGGUUAAUCAGGAAUGCGUAAAAAAUCAUACAGUGACUGCAAAGUAUAUCACAGGUAAAAAGCUUGGUUCUGGAACUUAUGGCACGGUGUAUCUGGCCACUGAUAAAGAUACUGGACAUCGCUACGCAAUCAAAAAGUUAUUAAUGGAUAGUUCUGAAGGUUGCAUACCUGCCUCAGCAAUAAGAGAAAUCGGAAUAAUACUAGAACUCAAUAACUUCAAAUGUGAUAACAUUAUCAGAAUUCAUGAAGUGCUUCAUCAAAGGAGACAAAUUUCGAUAGUUUAUGAACUGGCUGAAUGGGAUCUGAAGGAACUCAUGGAUAAGUUUUCAGCUUCCCAUCUGGAAAAUAAAAUUCCACGUCGCUGUCUACCGGACGAACUCGCCAGGUCUUUUGUGGGCCAAUUGCUUGAUGGUCUGAUUGUUUGCCACAAACACUGCGUCAUACACCGGGAUCUGAAGCCCUCAAACAUACUGAUAACCACAUAUGGCGUUGUAAAAAUAACUGAUUUCGGACUUUCUAGAACAUCUUCUAUCCCUAAUCGAACACUCUGUCACGAAGUAGUGACUCUAUGGUACCGAGCACCUGAAGUACUACUUGGCACGAAGAAAUACGGUCAUUCGAUCGAUGUCUGGAGCUUUGGAUGCAUUGUCUAUGAAAUGGUUCAGGGAAAAGUUUUGUUUCCUGGUGAUUGUGAAAUAGGACAGCUAUAUCUUAUAUUUCGGAAACUAGGAACUCCAACAACUAGCACCUGGAGUGACUUCAAAGACCUACCAAACUUCAACAGCGAGUUCCCAAAAUUUAGCCCAGCUGGAUUUGAGGAAGACUUCCACAUUAAUUGGGAAUAUAUAAUUCAGAACACUGUUUGUAUGAACCCAGAGGAGAGAUGCUCCUUGGAAUGGAUUCGAGGCACAGUUCUGGCAGAAAAACGCAUUAUACCACUACAUACUUACAUCAGCAGAACAAAAUGAUAUCCCGAAAAAACUUUAUUUUCAUUCAAACCUGUUUUGAAACUUUGCUAAGAUAUUCUGAAUAUUCAACGAAAAGAUGUUUUGCUUUCGGAGUCACAUUCCACAAGUCUGGAGUCAGGUAUUCGUAGGUGGCCCGUAUAGCUGCGUAAGUUGCUUUGGCUGAAUAGUUUGUUAGUUAUCACAAAAUAAAGACAACCUACCGAAAUUCCCCAGAGUGGAAGUUUGACCACGUGCACUAGUGUACACAUCUUCAAUACCAGCCAUAUGCAAGAGUUUCUUGGGAACCGGGGCGCCGACAAUCCCGGUGCCACGGGGUGCAGGGAUCAAACGAACAGAUACUGAGCCGCAUUUCCCCGUGACUUUACAUGGAACUGUAUGCGGCUUCCCUAUUUGAUUACCCCAAUAUCCUUUCCUAACAGGGAUGAUCGACAACUUUGCUUGAAUAAUAGCACCUCUAAUCGCGGUGGCAACCUCUUUCGCACACUUGACCCCAAGGCCAACAUGGCAGUUGUGAUCACCCAUUGCAACGAUGGCUUUGAAUCGAGUACGUUGACCAGCACAAGUUUGUUUCUGAACAGGCAUGAUCUUCAGCACCUCGUCCUUCAGGCUCGAUCCUAAAAGCGUGUCGAUAAUUUCACACUCCUUGAUUGGUAAGCUGAACAUAUAGAUCUCUUCUAAUGUUGUUAUCUUUUUGUCGUAAACUAAGCGACCCAGCUGAGUAACGGGCUUCCAUUCCUUCGCAACAACCCCUCUACCACGGCCUCGGCCGCGACCACGACCGCGUCCACGACCUCUUCCUCGUGCUCCAAAAGAACCACGGAAACCUCCUCGACCGCCUCCCGCUGAUUCCAUAACUGUGAAGUAUGCACGCGCCAAG
This is a messenger RNA of Heterobilharzia americana, 1904 nucleotides long. The record is from the annotation of a GenBank genome assembly. Lineage: Eukaryota; Metazoa; Platyhelminthes; Trematoda; Strigeidida; Schistosomatidae.